Molecule: messenger RNA, 4122 nt
Organism: Mya arenaria
Lineage: Eukaryota; Metazoa; Mollusca; Bivalvia; Myida; Myidae
Product: ATP-binding cassette sub-family C member 4-like
Exons: 26
Coding region: 1-4122 (1373 amino acids)
Biological process (GO): transmembrane transport
Cellular component (GO): plasma membrane
Molecular function (GO): ATP binding; ABC-type transporter activity; ATP hydrolysis activity
Source: RefSeq, a predicted model, not a curated record
AUGGACGAGUCUUCAAAGCAUUUCAAUCCCAACCCGAUUCUCAAGGCGAAUCCUAUUUCAAAAUUGUUUUUCUGGUGGCUGAACCCACUGUUCAGGAAGGGCUAUGCACGACAACUAGAGGUUGAUGACUUGUAUAAUGUGGUCGCAGAGGACCAAUCGGAUACACUCGGAGACAAGCUUGAAAAAGAAUGGGCAAAAGAGGUUAAGAAAUCUGGAGCUGGUCGAGGCAAGCCCAGUCUUUUCUGGGCGCUGUUUCGAAUGUUUGGGCUUGAAUACAUCCUGUUUGGGCUACUGCUUUUAUGUGAGGAGGCAACUAAAGUAGUCCAGCCCCUUUUGCUAGGUGGGUUAAUUCGCUAUUUCACCCCCGGGUCCGAGGUAACGAAGGCCGAGAGCCUUCUUUACGCGGGUGGGGUAAGCCUGUGCGCCCUUAUCCUCGCCAUCUCACAUCACCCGUUUUUCUUCGGAGUACAGAGGAUCGGGAUGAAGAUGAGACUUGCGUGUUGCUCUGUUAUGUAUAGGAAGGUUUUGCGACUUAGUGAGGGACUGGCUGUGACAACUAAAGGCCAGAUUGUCAACCUCAUGUCAAACGAUGUGAAAAGAUUUGAUCGGGGUUUGAUGUAUCUACACUACUUGUGGGUUGGUCCACUGCAAGCAAUAGCUAUACUAGUAAUAGUGUGGAGAGAAUUUGGCCUAUCCACACUUGCUGGCUUUGUUGUCCUGUUGUUGCUGGUUCCUGUCCAAGGUUGGAUGGGAAAGUUGAUUUCAAAGUUCAGCCAAAAAACAGCUAGACGUACUGAUGAACGUGUUAGAUUAAUGAAUGAAAUCAUAGCCGGCAUGCGGGUCAUAAAGAUGUAUUGCUGGGAAAAACCGUUUGGUGAUCUCGUGAAGAAAGUUAGACGAGAAGAGAUCGUCAUGAUCUGGAAGAAAAGGAUCCUGUCGGCUAUAUCAACUUGUAACUGGGUUGUAGGUCCUCGUCUAAUGUACUUCGUAGUUAUUGUUACGACUGCUCUGGUUCAGGGACCAGGUUCGCUUCGAGCCAGUGUGAUGUAUGUAGUCGUUCCAUUGUUGUUCGUUCUUGCUCAAGUGAUGAUGGGAGUUAUCAACCUGACCAUCGAGGGCAUGCAGGAGGUUCGCGUAACUGUAAACAGAAUAUAUAAUUUUUUAUUACUUAAUGAGCUCCCUUGUACACGCUGUUCAGGAAGUAAUGAACAAAAUGUAAUGCCUGCUGAAUGCAAGGUUAUCAUUGACAACGUGUCCGCUAAAUGGAACCAAGAGCUGGAACAACCAACCUUAAAGAAUGUGUCUGCCAAAGUUGAAGCUGGCAAGUUACUGGCUGUCAUAGGCCCGAUUGGAGCAGGAAAGUCUUCACUGCUGAUGGCUGUAUUGAGGGAGCUCUCAAUUUCCCAUGGCGAUGUAUCUGUGAUAGGGCGAGUAGCUUAUGCAUCUCAGCUUCCCUGGGUGUUCUCUGCUACCCUGAGGCAAAAUAUAACGUUAGGGAACAAGUACGAGAUAGAAAAGUUUGAGCGCAUUCUUGAGGCUUGUGCUCUCGAUGAGGAAAUAAAAAAUAUGCCCAACCGUGAUCUGACCCUGAUAGGUGACCGAGGGGUCAGCCUGAGUGGGGGUCAAAAGGCCAGGCUUAGCCUGGCAAGGGCUCUGUACAUGGACGCGGAUGUGUACCUUCUAGAUGAUCCGCUCAGCGCUGUUGAUACCGCAGUGGGCAGGCAUAUAUUUCAAAGAGUAGUCCAGGGAUAUCUAAAGAAGAAACCAAGAAUUCUAGUCACACAUCAACUUCAAUUCGUUAAAGAGGCGGAUCAAAUAGUUAUUAUUGAAGAGGGAGAGAUGAUAGGUAAAGGCACUUUUCACGAACUGUCCAACUCAGGGAUAGACUUUUCCUCCCUGUUAAAACAUAAGGGAGAUAAAUCGGAUGAUCCACAGUCCACGCCACAUGAUCUAAUGAAUGAAGGCGCCUGCUCCGGACAUUCUCUGCAUGAGUCUAUCAGGGACUCGCUGGAUUCCAUUGGGGCUAAACGUGAUGAUAAAGAAGGUCAACUGCUAAAAGAGGAAGAGAGGCAUGAAGGAACAGUUGGCUUCAAUGUUUAUAUCGCAUAUUUUAAGGCAGGGGCGGGUCUCCUCAAGUUUCUACUGCUAGUUUUCCUAUGUUUGGCUGCACAGGGGUCGUUCAUUAUCUUUGACUGGUGGCUGUCCAAUUGGUCAAAUCUGGAAGAAGCUCUCUACGCGGCCAUUGAAAAGCAUGCCAGUCUGGUUGCCGAGGGCUACAAUGCCACCAACGUUACCAUUCCGACCAUGGACACCAACUUUAACAUUGCAGUCUUCGGUGGAAUUUUAGGGGCAGUGUUUCUGUUUGGCAUUCUGCGGGCUCUUAUGUUUUUCAAGGUUGCAGUUGAUGCCUCGCAAACCCUACACAAAACAAUGUUUAACAGCAUACUUCGAUCUCACAUGCAAUUUUUUGACAACAACCCUGUUGGUCGUAUUUUGAACCGAUUUUCAAAGGAUAUUGGCAAUAUGGACGACAUUCUUCCAAUCACGUUCUUUGAUUUUACACAGUGUGCCCUUCUUAUUCUGGGAAGUGUGGGCGUGGCGGGAGUCGUUAACCCGUGGGUGUUUUUGAUAGUAGGCCCGUUGACUAUGCUGUCAGUUGUUAUACGGAGAUACUACAUACGCACGUCAAGGCAUAUAAAACGGCUAGAGGGAACAACACGUAGUCCAGUAUUCACCCACCUGAGUGCCAGUCUUCAAGGCUUACACACUAUUCGGGCGUUUGGAGUCCAGGAAAAAUUCAUUGAGGAAUUUGACGCGCACCAGGACAUGCAUACCGAGUCAUGGUUUCUAUGUCUCACAUCGUCACGCUGGCUCGCUACCCGUUUAGACUGGCUGUGUGCCUUGUUUGUAACUGCUGUUUCUUUCUCUUGUGUACUGUCUGCUGACUCCCUGAAUGCCGGUCUGGUUGGCCUGUCUAUGACGUAUGCCAUGACCUUGAUGAGCAUGUUCCAGUGGGGAGUCAAGCAAAGUGCAGAGGUCGAAAACCAGAUGAUCUCAGUGGAGAGGGUGCUUGAUUAUACGAUGCUGCCUUCAGAGGCCGCACUUGAUAGCUCCGACGACCACAAGCCGCAUCCAUCCUGGCCGCAAAACGGUGAAAUUUCAGUAAAGAAGGCCUGUCUCAAAUAUUAUCCAGAGGCACCAACAGUGCUGAAAAACCUCUCCUUUGCCAUCAAGGCACGAGAAAAGAUUGGAAUUGUCGGGCGAACAGGAUCAGGAAAAAGUUCUCUUAUCGAGAUGUUUUUCCGUUUGGUUGAACCGACGGGGCAAAUCACUAUAGACGACGUUAAUGUUCUAGAGAUUGGACUGCAUGAGCUACGCAAAAAUAUCUCCAUUAUUCCACAGGACCCAGUGUUAUUCACAGGAUCCGUGAGAAGGAACCUUGACCCCUUCCGUAACCAUAGCGACGAUGCACUGUGGGAGGCAUUAGGAGAAGUCCAGCUUAAGCCUGCUAUUGAAGAGCUACCCAAGAGCCUGGACGCGGAGGUGUCGGAGGGCGGGGUCAAUUUCUCCGUGGGUCAGCGUCAGCUCAUCUGCCUCGCACGCGCAAUUCUCCGAAACAACAAGAUUCUCAUGAUUGACGAGGCUACGGCAAAUGUUGAUCUCAGGACAGAUGCGCUGAUCCAGCGGACUAUCCGGGAUAAGUUCAUGGACUGUACCGUCCUUACCAUCGCCCACCGCCUUCGCACAAUAAUGGACUCCGAUAGGCUUCUGGUAUUAGAAGAUGGCAAGAUCGUAGAAUUUGAUGCCCCAUACUUGCUGGUGACAAAGCCGGAUGGAGUAUUCAAACGUCUAGUUGAACAGACAGGAAAAGAAGAGACCGCUUUCCUUGUUCGUGAAGCAAGAAAUGCGUUUGAGACACGCAACAACACGAGUGAAAGAAGGGUGGCAAACCUGAGGGAAAUAUAUAGGAGGAUUUCGGAACAUGACGUCUCCAAUUUGAUUGAAGAGGAAGAUAAGCAGGCGGAAGAGAAUGGGAAUAACGUCGAUGAUGAUGAAACAGGACAAUUGUUGGAUCAAGGCGAAAAAGUCCCGAUGAGAGAAAAGUGUAAAAUAAUCAGUUGA